AACCGAAGGAAGAAAAACUCAAAUAAUAAUAAUAAUAAAAGAAAACUCUUUCUUUUUGUGUUGCGUUUUCUUGGUGUCUUUGUCGAUUCUUCUUCUCAAUUAUAUUGUGCAGUUGUCUCUCUUGGCUUCACCGGUUGAAGUUUCCGGCGACCGGCGGCGGAGAUUUUGUUGUUUGUUUUUCACACCAGUUGAGAAACUUUUCAAGCGAAAAAAAAAGAAUGUUUCUUUUUGAUUGGUUCUAUGGAAUUCUGGCGUCUCUUGGUCUGUGGCAAAAGGAGGCGAAGAUUUUAUUCCUAGGGUUAGAUAAUGCUGGGAAGACCACUUUGCUUCACAUGCUCAAAGAUGAGAGAUUAGUUCAGCAUCAACCUACUCAGUAUCCAACUUCGGAGGAGUUGAGUAUUGGGAAGAUAAAGUUCAAGGCUUUCGAUUUGGGUGGCCACCAGAUUGCUCGUAGGGUGUGGAGGGACUAUUACGCUCAGGUGGAUGCUGUAGUCUACCUGGUUGAUGCAUUUGACAAGGAAAGAUUUUCAGAAUCAAAGAAGGAGCUCGAUGCUCUUCUUUCUGACGAGUCACUAGGGAAUGUGCCUUUUCUUAUCUUGGGAAAUAAGAUUGACAUACCUUAUGCUGCCUCAGAGGACGAGUUACGUCAUUAUAUGGGCCUGACUAACUUCACUACAGGCAAGGGAAAGGUGAAUUUGGCUGACUCCAAUGUUCGUCCUUUGGAGGUGUUUAUGUGCAGUAUUGUCCGCAAAAUGGGAUAUGGUGAAGGCUUUCAGUGGCUCUCUCAGUACAUUAAAUAGGGAAGUGAAAUAGACAAGUGUUUUCGGCGUUCUUGAUUAUCAUCAUACUGGUGCAGUCUCCACCUUAGCAUUGUGUAGUUUCAAAACGUCUUUGCUCAUGUAAAAAGGAUACUUUAAUGGUAGUUUUUACCUUUCUUUGUUAUGAGACAUGCUUGUUUCUAUUUUUUUUGUUUUUGUGUUGGUUGACAAGCUUAUGCUGCAGUCUAUAUCGGUUAUUAAAAUUACAGAAUUAAUAAAUGGUGGCUUGAAUGUUAUAAAUGGCUUUGUGC
Abrus precatorius (Indian licorice) is the source of this 1069-nucleotide messenger RNA. RefSeq names its product GTP-binding protein SAR1A-like. NCBI's taxonomy places the organism in Eukaryota, Viridiplantae, Streptophyta, Magnoliopsida, Fabales, Fabaceae. The transcript has 3 exons. Gene Ontology annotation, molecular function: GTP binding; GTPase activity. The coding region runs from base 219 to 800 and encodes 193 amino acids. Gene Ontology annotation, cellular component: endoplasmic reticulum exit site; COPII vesicle coat. Gene Ontology annotation, biological process: membrane organization; endoplasmic reticulum to Golgi vesicle-mediated transport; intracellular protein transport. The record is from RefSeq and is a predicted model, not a curated record.